Messenger RNA from Trichoplusia ni (cabbage looper), 1277 nucleotides. RefSeq lists its product as uncharacterized. Gene Ontology annotation, molecular function: calcium ion binding; A2-type glycerophospholipase activity. The record is from RefSeq and is a predicted model, not a curated record. Lineage: Eukaryota; Metazoa; Arthropoda; Insecta; Lepidoptera; Noctuidae. Bases 1 to 897 code for a protein of 298 amino acids. The transcript is spliced from 5 exons. Gene Ontology annotation, biological process: phospholipid metabolic process; lipid catabolic process; arachidonate secretion.
AUGUGGUUGGAAUUGAUAAACAAAAGUCGGAGUAAAUUCAGUGCUAUGCGAAUUUUAAGUUGUUUUAUCAGUGCGAGUCAAAAAACUAGUUUCGUUUUAGUGUAUGCGGGUCUUAUUGUGUUUAUUGUGCCAUCAGUAUUGUGCAAAACAGGUUACCCCAACCAUUUAUCAUACGACAAGAUAUACAACAACUCCCACUACGCACAGCUACAGGUUCUCAGCAGGCCAUAUCCUCAGAUCCCAAAUAACUAUUAUAGGAAUAGCUAUAGCAAUAGAGACAGCUUUAAUGUGAAUAGGGAUAGCAAUCACAACAAUGACACUGAUGCUAACGAGAUUGAUAGCACGAGAUAUCAGGAUGAUAAGGAUGCCCCGCUGCUGGUCGGGUUUGCAAGAGAUCCUUUUAGAUAUUCGAUCCCUGAAGAAGAUUAUUUUAAAGGAGUCAGGAACAUAGACCCUCAAGUGUACAUGAAUAAGAAUGAGAACCGCGGCAAGCGAGGCGUAUUCCACCUCUACAACAUGAUGUACUGCGCCACUGGGUGUGAUCCGCUCGCUUAUAAGGGCUAUGGGUGCUACUGCGGAUUCCUGGGUUCGGGGAGACCUACUGAUGGGAUUGACAGAUGCUGCAAGCUCCACGACGAAUGCUAUGAGAACAUCUACUGUCCGUUCUACACGGUGUACCUGCAGCCUUACUACUGGAAGUGCUACCGCGGCCAGCCGCUGUGCGCGCUCGAGAACUUCGAUACGCAGCACCAGCUGAUCAACGGCUGUGCUGGCAGGCUGUGCGAGUGUGAUCGUCAAUUCGCGAUGUGUGUCAGAAGAUACCGUUGUCCGCGGAAGCGUGCUUUAUGCCGCUCCUCGCCAAUACGACUGCUGCAGAACUUACUCAUGUUUAGAUGACAACAUGAAGCCAAGUUACCUCAUACAACCUUGGACUUUGGAGUAUUAUUGGCAAAUACUGAAGUGUUUGUUUAGCACUUAAAGAUACUUGAAAAUUAUGUCAAAUGUUUGCCUUUUAUUUAUAGACACAAAGUACCCAAGUACUAGAGAUACACCUUUGAUAUAAAAGCGACUGUGUUACAAAGAAAUAAAGUUGAAUUUAGUGAUCCUUUGCUAGAAAGACGUGAGGUGUACUGUACUUGGGCUCAGUGAGAAAAGCUCUUGAAUAUUAUUGAUGAGCUAAAUGUCAGUACCUACUUACUGUAUAGUUACCAAUUCAUUCCUAUGGAAUGUUUAUCUAAUCAUAAACUAUUGUAAAUUGUGAAUAAAAUAUAUUUAAA